Mytilus californianus (California mussel) is the source of this 2559-nucleotide messenger RNA. Its product is annotated as endoprotease aex-5-like. The coding region runs from base 76 to 2505 and encodes 809 amino acids. NCBI's taxonomy places the organism in Eukaryota, Metazoa, Mollusca, Bivalvia, Mytilida, Mytilidae. The record is from RefSeq and is a predicted model, not a curated record. Gene Ontology annotation, cellular component: trans-Golgi network; extracellular region; Golgi membrane. Gene Ontology annotation, molecular function: serine-type endopeptidase activity; peptidase inhibitor activity. The transcript is spliced from 26 exons. Gene Ontology annotation, biological process: protein processing.
GAGUUGUAUAAAAUCAGUUAUUCGAAUGUUCAUAUCCGAAGUGUCUUCUGACAAGUAAUUUUAUUUCUUUCAACGAUGAACUGCAAUCAGUUAUUCAGAAUUGUCAUUUGGGUUACCAAGUUGCUGGUGUUGAUAGAAUGUCAGUGUACCAUAAGUAUCGUAGAUCCAGAAUGGAACAAACAGUGGUAUCUUCAAAAGAACAGAAUGUAUAGAUAUGACAUGAAUGUAAUGCCAGCAUGGAGAAGUUGUGUUGAUGGUACUGGAGUGACAGUGGGUGUUGUUGACAAAGGGGUUGAGGAUCAUAGUGACCUAAACAUUAAUAGGUAUCUGGAUACUUCGAGAAGACAGAGAUGGGAAGAUCAAUACAAUGCUAGGACACGCCAGUCAUCAAGGAAUAGGCAUCUUGAUAACAGGAGAAGACCGAGAUGGGAAGAUCAAUACAAUGCUAGGACACGCCAGCCAUCACGGGAAGGCUUUGGGUAUUAUAGGAACAGCCAGACUAGUCGAUAUCAAGAAAUAUUAAAACAUGGCACAAGAGUAGCCGGUAUUGUGGCAGCGAAGAAGAAUCAGAUGGGUAUAAUUGGAAUUGCAUUUGGAGCCCAAAUUGCUGAUGUACAAAUAGCAUCAUCAUCCGUAUUUGAAAAUUUCAAUGCGUCUUUAUUGAGACAUCGUGAUGAUGUUAUAGAUAUAUACAGUUGUAGUUUUGCCAACUUCCAUACUGGAACGAAGACCUAUCCUUUGCUUCACGAACAAAAAAGUGCCUUAGAAUCUGGAACAACCCAGGGUCGAAAUGGUCUUGGAUCUGUGUAUGUUUUUGCUACUGGAAAUAGUGGUGGUGAUGAUAGAGAUGUUUUCCGUGAUAGCUGUGCUUAUGACAGACUGGUUACCAAUAGAUACGUAAUUUCUGUAGCAGGUAUUCAGCAUGAUCUUCAGAAACUCCCAAACGGCGAAGCUUGUAGUGCUAUGAUGGUUACAGCUUUUACGGCAAAAGCAGGUGCCCAGAAUAUAGGGAAAGUGAUAACCACGGAUAUUGGAAACACAACCACAGAUCACUUUAACCAAAACUCAGCAGCGGCACCUAUGGUAUCCGGUGCUGUAGCUCUUGCUUUAAGUGCGAAUUCAGCUUUAACUUAUCGGGACAUUAUGCAUCUACUGGUAAAGACGUCAAGAAGUAAUCUUACAAAUCAAUACAGAACCAAUUUCUUUAGAAAUGCUGCAGGAAUCUACGUAUCAUCAUAUUUUGGAUUUGGAUUAAUUGAUAUCGGCAUGCUAGUCGAAAGGAGCAAAACCUGGAGGAACGUCCCACCUAUACAAUAUUGUAGAGCAGAAAAAACGUUUGACAGUCCACUGAACAGUGACUCCACUUAUUUUAUGGUUCAAGUCACUGGAUGCUCUGCUACAUAUAUAGAACAUGUUGAAAUAUCAUUAAAAGUAGACCAUCAACACGCAGGACAGAUUCAAUGGGUUCUCGUAUCUCCGUAUGGCACAAAAUCUAAAAUUCUUCCCGGUAGAGGUCUCGAUCCUACAACAAAUAUGGACAUUACUGUUUUAACUGUUCAACUGUGGGGAGAAAAUCCUAAUGGAUUAUGGAAAUUUGAACCCACAGCUGUGUUUGGUAAAACUCUUGAUCACGGCACUGUAGAAUCAGUAGGUCUAUCGAUUCAUGGAUAUACGUGUCAAGGUCAGCAUUGUCUACCACCUGCUGAACAAGGCGUAGGAAGUUGGGGUAAUUGGCUUUCAUGGUCAGAGUGCACAGGUACAUGUGGUCAAGGAAUUAAAAGUCGAAGUAGACAAUGUAACGUCAAGAGUAAUUCAGCAUAUUGUGCAGGGGACAGUUCUCAAACAGAAUUAUGUCCUCUUUCUAAUUGUCAGCCUGAUAUACAGUCAGAGAUCACAUCUAGUGGAUGUCCAUCUCCAGCAUCAUUACCAACAAGAUGUGUUGAACAGUGUUCGAGCAACCGGAAUUGUAGGGGACAAAGGAAAUGUUGUUAUAACGGGUGUGGUCAUACAUGUGAGACAUCUAGAACACGGAUCACGUUUAGUGGAUGUCCAUCUCCAGCAUCAUUACCAACAAGAUGUGUUGAACAGUGUUCGAGCGACUGGGAUUGUAGGGGACAAGGGAAAUGUUGUUAUAACGGGUGUGGUCAUACAUGUGAGACAUCUAGAUCACAUCAUACAACACCGACACCCACAGCUCGGACAGUGCAAGGGAUGGAAUACUGGAGAGAAUGGUCAGAAUGGUCAACAUGUUCUGUUACUUGUGGUUAUGGAACUAGUUCAAGGACAUGCACUAGAACUACUUUUAGAUGCAGGGUUGGUAGUCGACAAAUAAAGGACUGUUAUAAUGGUGAAUGCCCACAUCAAACAAUACAAGAACCCAGAGAGCAGUCAAGGCCAGAUUGCUCUGAUAGUUUUGAUAAUUGCCGCUCAUUUACCCGCCUAGAAGUAUGCUAUACCUUGGAAUAUGCAAACACUCAUUGUCGAAAAAGAUGUGGACUAUGUUGAGUAAUAGCUGGAUAGUUUAAAUUGAAACCAAUGUAAUAAAACAUUUAAAUGAAA